AAAAAUACUUUCUUUUCCAAACUUCGAAAGAAGCGACAAUGGCCGAAAGUCCACACCCCAAGGUGUUUAACGACCCUAUUCAUGGUCAUAUAGAGUUACACCCCUUGUGCGUGAAGAUUGUGGAUACACCGUACUUUCAACGCUUGAGAAAUAUUAAACAGCUUGGAACAUGCUAUCUGGUGUAUCCGGGUGCAAGUCACAACAGAUUUGAACAUUCGCUGGGUGUCUGCUAUCUGGCAGGAAAGCUAUUGAGAGCAAUACAAGAACGACAGAGUGACCUAUUAAGUGAAAAGGAUAUUUUGUGUGUGCAGAUUGCAGGGCUAUGCCAUGACCUCGGUCAAGGACCAUUUUCACACUUAUUUGAAAAGAAAUUCAUCCCCAAAUUCGAAGAAGAUUGGAAGUACGAAGAUGCAUCCGUGAAAAUGUUCGAGCAUAUGUUGAAGGUAAAUGAUGAAUCUCUGCGUAACGACUUUAAAGACCUUAUGGAUGACUUUGAGGAUAAAGACAUUGAUUUUAUCACUGAGAUGAUACGUUCACCUAAGAUUGACAGAUCUCUUAAUUGGGAAAUUCAAUUCAAGGGACGGGGGAAAGAACAGGCCUUUUUAUAUGAGGUGGUUUCAAACAAGAACACCGGAAUUGACGUGGACAGAUGGGACUAUUUAGCUCGAGAUAGCUAUAUGCUUGGGAUGAAAAACAUCUUUGAUCUCGAUAGGUGUAUAUCAGUAGCAAGAGUACUUGAAGUGGAAGGUGGAACGACACAGAUAUGCUUCAGAGACAAGGAAGCACAGGACAUAUUUGACAUGUUCUAUACCAAUAUGACGUUACAUAGGAGAGCAUAUCAACACAAGACAACUAAUAUCAUUAGCAGAAUGGUGUGUGAUGCAUUGCUAGAAGCCAGUGAUCAUUUGAUGUUCGAGGGAAAGAAUGGUGCACAAUUCAGCCUGGCGGAAACCAUUAACGACAUGGAGGCAUUUUCAAAAGUAACAGAUGACGUUUUCCAUACAAUAUUGCAAUCCAAUGAUUCGAAGUUGAAAAAUUCCAAGGAAAUUCUCAAGAACGUCGUGACCAGAAAACUCUAUAAAUGUGUGGGACAGACACAGAUAAAAAAAGAUCAGGGAUUACCAUUCGCCGAGUCGUCGUUUAAGGAAGCACUUCUCAAGAAGAUAACCACGAAGAAAGUGGUUUCAUCAGGUUUAGCAGAAAAUUACACAAAACUCGAUGUCGUCAAAUUAAACCUCGGGAUGGAUGACAAGGAUCCUAUACAAAAUGUGAGAUUUUACAGCAAGUUCAAGAAAGACGAGCCAAUACCCCUUGACAAAGACCAGGUUUCAUACGUUUUGCCGGACACGUUUUCGGAACAGAUUGUGCGCGUCUACUGUAAUAGUUCUUCGGAUGAAGAAAUAAACAUUGUAAAGGAAUCAUUUGACCAAUGUUGUGUGGACCACGGAUAUCCGAGGCCGAAGGACAUGAGAGGUGAACUGAUACACAAUGGACAAUAGGGAAUGCAUUCAGUGAUGUAUAGAACGAAUAAGAAAAGGCGACUGUGCGGAAAACCUCAUGUGUAUAUUAACCAUUGCAAUGUGAUCAACUUAUAACAUGUAAACCGUACUAGUAUUACAUGUUUCAUUGUUAAACUAAAUAAUUACUGUGUAACGAUGUAACAAAUAUUUCAACAAACAAUCAAACUAAGCUCUAAUUUAUGUAUGCCAUUAUCAUGUAGGCCUAUUAACUUUUACCUUGCUAAAUUUCUAAUAUGGACUGGACUAUCAUUCAGUUUGGGCAGUGCCAUUUAUUAUUCGAAGGAUGUCACGGAAAAUUUACUGCUGAAUAGCGAACAGUGAAGACCAUUAUAAGCCUGAACGGAAGUGCAGGCUGAUCUUGGUCUGUGCUUGUCGCAAAUGCAUCUAAUCGUUUGCCGCGUUAUAGCCAACGUCUACCCAGGGUUAAUGUCCUGACAUGAGCUUCACUUUAUAUUGCUUUACCUAAAUGUAUCUUUUUUACAUUUCCAUGUGCAUUUUAUGUAUUUAUAUAUGAAGACUAUAAUUGCUUGCAUUUUGCCUCAAUGUAUUACUCAAACGCACUAUACUUAUGCUUGUGUACAACUGAUCAUGUGCUAUCACACGUCAACUUAAUUUUUCGCUAUGUUCUUUUGACUACAUACGACAAAUGUUAACAUAUUUUGGCAAAGUCAUUGCUGACCUUAAAAAGUAAAAAAGAAUAUAGGCCGCCUCUUGAGUUUCUUCCUUAAGAAUUAUGAUAUCUUUUGCUUCAAUAUAUCUUUUUCUCCAAUGUACUUAGUUGCGAAAAAGCAUCCUUUUCUAGCGAGGAAAAGAGUGAUUGCAGCCACCAAACUAACACUACAUCAUUAAUCAUGUAAAACAACACAUUUUGAGAUUGUUUCCAUUUCGAAAUAAUUCAUUGGACUUUUGAAGCAUGUUUGGUAUAAAUACAUUUUCUUUAUUAAUGAAUUUGACUGUAUUAGUUGUUGAAAAAAUCCUGUUUUGUAAUUAAUCUAGAUUCAAAAGAUAAUGACUGUACUGAGUGUUUAAAUUAGUAUGGUACAUUUUACCCUCAAAUUUUCAUUAAUGUGAUCAAUUUGUUUUAAUACGUCAGUAUGUCAAAAUACUGUGAUAUAAAAGAUUAUUUGCUUUUAUAGAAUGUGAUCUGCUGUCAUCUGACUUUAUGCUUAAUAAAAACAUUCAACCAGUG
This is a messenger RNA of Mercenaria mercenaria, 2709 nucleotides long. RefSeq names its product deoxynucleoside triphosphate triphosphohydrolase SAMHD1-like. Gene Ontology annotation, molecular function: dGTPase activity. Gene Ontology annotation, cellular component: nucleus. The record is from RefSeq and is a predicted model, not a curated record. NCBI's taxonomy places the organism in Eukaryota, Metazoa, Mollusca, Bivalvia, Venerida, Veneridae. Gene Ontology annotation, biological process: dGTP catabolic process. The transcript has 14 exons. The coding region runs from base 39 to 1499 and encodes 486 amino acids.